Clonostachys rhizophaga is the source of this 2145-nucleotide messenger RNA. Lineage: Eukaryota; Fungi; Ascomycota; Sordariomycetes; Hypocreales; Bionectriaceae. The record is from the annotation of a GenBank genome assembly.
AUGUCUGACACAUUCAACUUUCCUUUUGCCCUCCCUGUUACCCUCUCUCUUGACUCGCUGCCCCCUCUAGAGGCACGAUUCGAUGAUGCCAUUGUUAUCCUUAUUGUUACCAUCCUUUUCACGUACAACUACUGGAUCCAGUUCUUCCGGGAAUCAAUCCACCCUCCCCAUUCCUGGCUUGAUUCUGUACCACAGGCAAAUGGUGACCGCACUUCAUCAAGACAGCAAAAGGAAGAUGAGAGGCGAGCCGCCUAUGUUUUUGAACAGCAGAAACUUGACUUUCUUGUAUUCUGGGGUAGCCAGAGCGGCAGAGCCGAGAUCAUUGCGAGGCAAUUUGCAAAGAGUCUCCAGGACCGUUUCGGUCUGCGAACUCUUGCUGCUGACCUAGACGACUUUGAUCACGCCCAUCUCUCCCAGCUCACGGAGAAUCAUCUGUGUGCAUUCAUCGUCUCGACAUAUGGCGAUGGGGACCCUCCUGAUGGAGCCAACGGUCUGUGGACGGUUCUCCACAAAGAGAAGUCCACCGGAAGCCUCUCCAAGCUCCGCUAUGUCAUGUUCGGGCUAGGUAAUUCUAACUAUCGGCUAUUCAACCAAGUUGCCAUCACUAUCGAUGGUCUUUUGCAAAAGCACGGCGCUUCUCGCUUUGGUAACCUAGGUGCCGGCGAUGAUGCUCAAGGAGAUACUGAGAACGACUUUCUCCUAUGGAGGCAAGAAGUGCAGUCUGAGCUGCAGCAGAUCCUGGGGUGGAAGGAACAAAAAGUGGUUUACCACCCAUCCUUUAAAAUCGAGGAACAACCUGAUCUCUCAACUGACGGCAUUCACGUUGGUGAGCCCGUCGCCCACACCUCUUCAAAGCAAGGCGCCGUCACGCCCCUCAACACAGCUGCAACUGUAAAAGAGGUGUACAAACUAUGGGAGGAUAGCGAGAGGCUGUGUCUCCAUGUCGACCUCGAUCUUGGAUCCAACCGUGAACUAAAGUACAAGACUGGUGAUCAUUUGGCUGUCUGGGCUUCCAAUCCUGACCACGAGGUUAAUCAGCUGCUUCAGAGCUUGGGACUCUCGUCAAAGAAAAACGUCCCAAUUACCAUCAGCGAGAUCCAGGAGGGUGGUUACGGCAAGAUUCCUUUUCCUACGCCGACUACCUUCGAGGCCCUCUUCCGCAACUAUCUCGAGAUCAGCGGCAAGCUGUCCAUGGAUCUCGUCCACGCUAUCGCAGAAUUUGCGCCCUCCGAGGAGGUUCGAAGUGUACUAAAUCGCAUCGGCACCGAUGCUGAAGAGUUCAAGAGCAGCAUCCUUGCGGCCCAACUGACCCUGGGAGGACUCCUAAAACAACUGGAUCCCACAUCCACAUGGGCCAUCCCUGUGUCGUUUCUCAUGGAACGUCUCAAGCCAAUGCAGCCCAGAUACUACUCAAUUUCGUCCUCGGCCGUGGUUCAGCCACGUGUGGCUUCAAUCACUGUCGUGGUCACCAAGCCCAAGCCUGGCAAGACGCCGACGAACACUUGUGAAGGGUUGGCGACCGGCUACCUCUGGGCUGUGGAGCGAUCUGUUAACAAGUCCGCAACGCCGCCUGGCCUUGCAAACUACGCUGUGGAUGGGCCUCGGGGAGUCCUGGCCGGUGGCAAAGUAUACUCCAACACUAUCCAAAGCACGUUUAAGCUUCCACUCAAGGGUUCCGCUCCAAUCAUUAUGGUUGGCGCAGGGACUGGCGUGGCUCCAUUUAGGGCCUUCGUGCAAGAACGUGUGCAGAGAAAGGAGUUUGGUCAAGAAGUCGGCAAGACGCUGCUCCUCAUGGGUUUCCGCAACUCUUCUAAUGACUAUAUCUACAAGGAUAAUUGGACCGAGUGGCAGCAGAGUCUUGGCUCCGAUAUCUUCAGUUACCACACCGCGUUUAGCCGAGAUACCAAGGGAAAGAAGGUGUACGUCCAAGAUCUCCUUGAGCAGCAGGAGAACGAGGUAAUGGACCUCAUGGAAAGUAGUGGAUGCCGUUUCUACAUCUGCGGUUCCGCGACUAUGGCAAGGGGUGUUGUAGACAGUCUCGCUCAGAUGAGAAGCCGCAGGACUGGCUGCAGUCGCGAGGAGUCUUUGAAAUGGGUCAAAGAUUUGAGGAAAUUUAACACUCUACUUGAGGAUGUCUGGGGAUAG